AUGGGUAUAAAGGCCCUUGCUAUGAUGCCGGAAAAAUCUAUCGAUGUCUAUUACCCAAAGUUUGAUAAACACCUCGAAAUACCAGUUGGUGCCUACUCCCUCAAGCCAUAUGAGGGUCGCCUGAAUCUAGGCCAGCUGUGGUCUGCAUACUCUACGGAACUUCAAGAGACACCUUCUUCUAUGGAAAUGCUUGUCCAGCCUUCUCAACAAGGGGGCUCAGCAACCCCGGUUUACAUCUAUGCCCUCAUAGGGUCUGAUGGCAGUGUUAAUUCCCUUUCACGAUAUCCCUGGACUAAAUAUUCGAAAAUAAUCCAAGAAAUGUCUCCUAUGAGUUUACUGAGGGGUGCUCUCCAGACGAGCAAACCCGAACCCAUUUCUAGCAUCGACUUGCUUAAAUUACUACAGCCAUCCGACGGAAAGAUUCUCGAUAUAAAUGUUCUCGAGAUACAUCUCGACGAUACCAACAAGGAAUUUCUUGUCCGUCAAGAAUCCAUUAUGCUUCUCUUCCAAAUCACGAUAUCGAUUGUCUCUCUCCUUGUGAGUCAGACUCUCCCGUCGCUGUAUCGCAGAACGGGAGAGACCUUUACUAGAGUCGCUUACUUCUUAUUGACUAUUCUUGCAUUCAUCUACGGGACCAGAGUUUUGACAGAAACCUGGAGCACCCUCUCCAACAUUCGGGAGAUUAUCACGUUCCUCGGAAGAACCGGGAACGGACAGCAUGGCUGGGCACCUACCCAGCAAAUGGUUACCCACAUAUUUACAGUCUACAGCCACGAUAGUGUGAAGCUCGGAACCAUCUAUUUCAUGGAAGCAACAGUUUUAACUGUAGCAUCUGUGAUGCUAAAACAGGGGUUCGUUUCGGUGGGAAAGUCGGCCAGGAACACCGUUUGGAUCCUCUGCCUCCUGGUCUUGGGGGUGUGCGAGUUGGUAUGUUAUUUGGGGGUACAGAGAUGGCAAUUCUUGAUCCGAUUUGCCAUGGUCUGGGCCUAUUGGGUCCAUAGACCGGUUUGUGAGUGCCUGUAUCUUGUGUCUGGGGUGGUUGAGUUUUUGUUUUCCGGGUCAAGUGCCUGA
This is a messenger RNA of Orbilia oligospora ATCC 24927, 1071 nucleotides long. RefSeq lists its product as uncharacterized. The coding region runs from base 1 to 1071 and encodes 356 amino acids. NCBI's taxonomy places the organism in Eukaryota, Fungi, Ascomycota, Orbiliomycetes, Orbiliales, Orbiliaceae. The record is from RefSeq and is a predicted model, not a curated record. The transcript has a single exon.